AUGGCAUCAACAGCAACGGGGCCUCUACCCCUGACAACCACCUUUACUCCACCGCAAGGAUGCCUCCAUGAUCUCUGGGCUGCCAUGAGCGGCGGCUCAACCUGGAUGAAUCUGGGACCCAUCAACACCGCCGAAUGUCUACCAUCCGGCUGGGCCCCGGCCUCGUACUUCUCGCCUGGCGUUUGUCCGAGUGGGUAUGCCAUUGCCAGUGAAUCAACCGCAGAGAGUGGGACGGCGACGCAGACGAUCGCAACAUGCUGCCCAGUCGCGCAAGUGCCUGCAUUGCAAACCAAUGAGGUCUGCGAGUGGACACUACCAUCCAACAUCCAGACCACGUACAACUACACCUGGACAGAUGGGCGUGGCUCGACGUCUUCGGCUCUGGGCACUAUGGGAAGCAAUGGAAUCUUGAAUGCAUAUGGUGUCGAAAUCCGGUGGCAGUCGACUGACACCGGCUCAGUGCCGGCCUCGGCAACCGCAACAACCACACCGACCAGCACAGACAUACCGUACAGCGUCACCGACGAGGGCUUGUCGACGGGUGCCAAAGCAGGCAUCGGAGUUGGUGUUGCAGUCGGUGUGGUUUUGGUCAUCGCCCUUACAUUGGGCUUUUUACUAUUCCGGCGACGACAGCGCCAGACUCAGAGACAUGAUUCUUCGUCAGAUGUCGAUGGUCCGGAUGCGCGAGCUGCUAACAAGGCACCCGUCGAAUUGUCCGCGGCAAGGCAUACUAACUCGUUCGUUUAUGUGAAGCCAGAACUGGCGUCAACCUCACUGCUAGAAAUGGCAAGCACCCCCGAGGCGUCUCAUGCUCAGCCGUCUGAAGCGGCCGAGUUAGAUGGGCAAAGUGCCAGGUGA
Molecule: messenger RNA, 858 nt
Organism: Penicillium riverlandense
Lineage: Eukaryota; Fungi; Ascomycota; Eurotiomycetes; Eurotiales; Aspergillaceae
Exons: 2
Coding region: 1-858 (285 amino acids)
Source: RefSeq, a predicted model, not a curated record